Orycteropus afer afer is the source of this 924-nucleotide messenger RNA. Its product is annotated as olfactory receptor 2M2-like. Gene Ontology annotation, molecular function: olfactory receptor activity; G protein-coupled receptor activity. The record is from RefSeq and is a predicted model, not a curated record. Gene Ontology annotation, cellular component: membrane. Gene Ontology annotation, biological process: G protein-coupled receptor signaling pathway. Lineage: Eukaryota; Metazoa; Chordata; Mammalia; Tubulidentata; Orycteropodidae.
AUGGAACUCUGGAACCACACCACCAUAACAAACUUCAUCCUUUUGGGCCUAUUCAGCAACACACCGUAUGACUUCUUCUUCUUUUCCCUGGUCUUUCUGGCCUCCAUGGCUGCACUAGCCAGCAAUAUUCUCUUCCUCCUUAUCAUCCAGGCUGAUGUGCGCCUGCACAUCCCUAUGUACUUUUUCCUUAGUCAGCUAUCCAUCAUGGACUUGACCAUGAUGUGCACUGUGGUGCCCAAGAUGGCUGCCAACUUUCUUACAGGCAGUAAGAUUAUCUCUCAGGGAGUUUGUGGGGCUCAAAUAUUCCUAGUGGUCAUGGUAGGAGGAGCAGAGUGCUUCCUCCUGGCAGUCAUGGCUUAUGACAGGUAUGUGGCAGUCUGCCACCCCCUGCGGUACCAUGUGCUCAUGAACUGGAAGGUCUGCUCUCUCAUGGCCAUGGCUUCCUGGAUGGGUGGGAUGACAGACAGUGUGAUUGAUGUGGGCAUGGUCUUCAGCUUCCCCUACUGCAGCUCUCCAGUGGUGGACCACUUCUUCUGUGAGGUCCCUGCUGUGCUGCGUCUCUCUUGUGCUGACACCUCACUCUUUGAGGACCUCAUGUAUGCUUGCUGUGUGGUCAUGCUCCUGGUGCCCCUUGGGAUCAUUGUGGCUUCUUAUUCUCAGAUUCUAAUAGUUGUUAUUAGGAUGCCCACCACUGAGGGGAAACAGAAAGCUCUAACAACUUGUUCCUCCCACCUGGCUGUGGUGGGGCUCUACUAUGGGGGUGCCAUAUUUAGUUACAUGCAGCAGACUUCCUCAAGAACACCAGCUAGAGACCGAGCCAUUUCUAUCUUCUAUACCAUCCUCAUCCCAAUGCUCAAUCCACUCAUUUAUAGCCUGAGGAACAGAGAGGUAACGAGGGCCUUGAGGAAGAUGCUGGGGAGCUAG